UAACAUCAUUCAAGUUAAUGAAUGUGGAUGAUCACUGCAAGACCAGUCACGCCAAAGCUCCUCGUGUUAAACAUAAUGUGAUCGCACUGAGUGAAGCAUUCGAUUACUGGCACUGGGCAUGGUCAGCGCAUAAUUAGAAGGGACGUUCUGAAGCAAGUAUAGCGGACCUGCUACACGCACACACUCACACACACGCACGACCGUCGGAGACAGAAGACAACCCUAUGUGCUUCACUCAUAUUGCCACUGAGUAGACCACUUGUAGAGAAAAGCAUACGUCUUUUCUGUUAUUAACAGGUUAUCUUGAAAAGUAUCGUUCAGUUUUGCAGUAUAUUUUAAUUCAAUUUAAAAACUGACACUGUGGACUGGACGAACAAAACUGAGUACAACUGAACAGCGCCUUCCUUGGACUCGUAAGGAGUAUUUUGGAUAUAACGCAGCGGUACAGUGGUGUUUAAUUGGCGCUCUGGAAUAAUGGAUUCGUAAAAUAAUAAUAAUUAUAAUUAUAAUAAUAAAAGACAGUGUUAGGUGAUGGGAAACUUCUUCAGACAUUUCCCGGGAUUGGAUCAGUGUUCUCUCAACAGCUUUAUCAUGAUCUUUUGGGGAUUUGUGUUUCAUGUAUGUAUUUCUGGCAGCCUGCAGGCGGGUCACAAUGGGUUCCAUCACGACUGCGUGGAGGCAGAGCGGCUCUGUGUGUCUGAUAGCAUGUGCAACAGCAGUUACCGGGUGCUGGAGUACUGCGCGGCUGAGGAGGCAGUCUCUCCCCUCGGCCCGGAGGCCAGGAAGGAGUGCGUGACUGCCGAGGCCGCUCUGGCCCAAAGUCCCCUGCUUCGUUGUAAAUGUCACCGUGGAAACAGGAGGGAGGAGCACUGCCUCACAGUGUACUGGACAGUCCGCUUCUCAAACAGUUAUUAUGAGUUGGAGUCCUCUCCCUAUGAAGAUCUAGAAACAGACCAGAUGUGGGCCAUUCAGAACUCCAGACUAGCAGCAAUUGUUUCAGGCUCCAGUAUUGUGACGGAAUGGGAUAACCCGUGUCUGGAGGCUGCACAGGCCUGCGGUCUGUAUGAGAAGUGUGGAAACCUGCGUUCUGAGUACGUGCUGGCCUGCACCAAGCGGGUCAGCGGCACUGACACCUGCAACCGGCAGAAGUGUCACAAAGCUCUCCGGCGCUUCCUGGACCGCGUGCCCGAGGAGUACAGCUUUGCCGUUCUCUUCUGCCAGUGCAGCAACGCCCUGUGUGGAGAGCGCCGCCGCAUGGCCAUCGUGCCCUCCUGCUCCUUCGAGGAGAAGGAGAAACCCAACUGUCUCUACCUGCAGCAGAUCUGCUUGAAGGACGAGCUGUGCAAGUCCAGGCUGGCUGAUUUUCAUUCCAAAUGUCAGCCGUCCCCAAUCUCCACAACAGGCUGUCUGAGAGAGAACGGAGCCGCCUGUCUCAAGUCUUACUCAGGACUGAUCGGAACCAUCAUGACCCCAAACUACCAGAGCAACAGCAGCUCUGAGGUGUCUCAGUGGUGCUCCUGUGAGGGGAGUGGCAACAAGCAGCAGGAGUGUGACAAGAUCCUUACGAUGUUCACCCAGAACAUCUGCCUUGUGAAUUCCAUUGGCGCUCUGACCAGCACAGCUCAAUACGCACUAGAGGGCACCCAGCCCUCGGUGAGACCCUCUCAGCACUACCAGCACGAUGAUGGCAACGCUAUAGUCGAGAUAGGAAAGGUAGACAAGAGUGAAGGCAACCAGGAAAGCUUUGAAGGAAUUCAGCUUAUUUCGGAGAAAGCCACGGCGUCUAACGUCCAGUCAGGAGCGGGGCAGCUCUGGCUGUCAGGAACGCUGGUUCUUUGCACUUUGCUGCUCCAGGGAGCUCUCCUGCUCCUGUGGCUGUGAAGAGGAGGAGCCAGAAAAUGGACCCAACCCUUACAAAUAAGAACAUUCUGCACUUUUCAGAAUCGGGGAAUUCUUCUCCCAGCCCCUCCCCCCUUCCUGCCUUCCUCCUCCAACCACAUUGGCACAGCAACACUUUAAAAUAGUGGUUGCAAAUCCACAGGAAUGCCAUUGGAUUAGCUGUUAUGCCAAUGGCAAUCCAUUGAAAUCAAUGCAAUUGUGUGGCCUUUGUUUUAUCACAUGGCUCCAACAAAAUAAUCAACCAAAAUAAAUGUAAUUUCACAAAUAAACCUGAUCUACAGUGUGGAGUAUGGCCCACUGUGUUGUAAUCAUGGUAGAAAUGGUUGUGUGUGUUGUUUUAUAUUUUUUUCAGGGGGUCCCCUUACAAGUUUAAAAAGUAAGAAAGUAAAAACAGUAACCGUUGCAGUACAGAACAGAGCCGGCAGUCUUUGUGAGCUGCUUGCUGGAGCCAUCGGAAGGUUAAAAAGCAGAUCAAUUGUGAGGCUGUCAAACAUCAUCAUAAUGGGUUUCUUCCUGGUGAUAGAGCAGAUGUAAGAGACUGGUUUCCAAGAUGAAUGAUGGGUUACUUUGAAUGUUCCCUACCUCCUGGAAGAGCUACCAUUAUAUUUCAUUUGCUUACAUUAUAUUAAACUAAAGGACAGCUUGCAGCUGCUGAAUUUGUGUUUCAAGGCAGAAUUUAGUUGUGUGAUUAUUACACAUGUUCAGACCUUUACCAUUUUGAUUAUCCGUACUGUUUUUGUUGUUAAAAGGACAUCUUGUCAAUGACUACCAGGGACUAUAUAAUCAUGCAGCAUCCUCCUGCCAGUAAAUACAUUGAAGUGCUGUGCAUUUACUGCCCCGUGUUAAAAGAGGGACGGUUGUUGCAGCUAUGCCUUUCAUCCUCACCCGAUUAGACGGUUUAGCCAAACAAAUUCAGCAGUGCAAUGAGUUUCUUUACAGUUUUGCUUGUGAUCAGCAGCAAAUCAGAGAGGUGUUUUUCCUGCAAUAUAAUACAUAGCAGUAUAUGUACUCAAUGUAUCCACCCCCCUACUUUCCCUUUGUAGUUCCCCUACAGAUUAUUGCAGAAGCACAUGCCAGCCGUUCAUACUGAUAUUGCUAAACAGGUGAUGUAUGGUCCUGCAGGUACUGUACCCAUAUUCUCUAAUGAAGCAAAUCAACGUGUUUGUGUAAGAGAAUGAGGUUUCGGAAUGUGCUGAACUAAAAGGUAUUGCGUAGGGUGCUGAAGAAAUGAUGCAUUAAAUUAAUGCACAAGUGUAUUGAGACUGGUUAGAAAGACUUUUAUGGAAAUGGAUAGUGUUGUUUUUAGGUUUUAAAAAAAAAAAGUUGCAUGCACAAGCUUGUGAAGUCCCCACUUCUGCAUUUCUUGCAAUUGUGCUUUGGGUCUGUAAAUUUGUAAUCUAAUUUAAACUGUAUCCGCGACACCUUUCCAAACUCUAUGUUGUACUCAGACAAUUGCUGUAUUUUUGUAAAUAUACUGCAUAUAUCCCGCUAACAUUUUAAUGUAACAAUAAGCUAAAUUUGGAACAGGCUAAUGAAAAGGAGUAUUCUGCUCUUUUAGUUUCUCUUUGUUGUUAAGUACUUGCAUUUAGAUUGUGUCUGUUUUGUUUUAUAAGUGUAGGAAAUAACACCAUCAAUAAAAAUAAACUACAUUUA
Molecule: messenger RNA, 3552 nt
Organism: Acipenser ruthenus (sterlet)
Lineage: Eukaryota; Metazoa; Chordata; Actinopteri; Acipenseriformes; Acipenseridae
Product: GDNF family receptor alpha-4-like
Exons: 8
Coding region: 532-1881 (449 amino acids)
Biological process (GO): nervous system development
Cellular component (GO): signaling receptor complex; external side of plasma membrane
Molecular function (GO): signaling receptor activity
Source: RefSeq, a predicted model, not a curated record